Molecule: messenger RNA, 2013 nt
Organism: Histoplasma mississippiense
Lineage: Eukaryota; Fungi; Ascomycota; Eurotiomycetes; Onygenales; Ajellomycetaceae
Exons: 7
Coding region: 1-2013 (670 amino acids)
Biological process (GO): tetrahydrofolylpolyglutamate biosynthetic process
Cellular component (GO): cytosol; mitochondrion; cytoplasm
Molecular function (GO): tetrahydrofolylpolyglutamate synthase activity; ATP binding
Source: RefSeq, a predicted model, not a curated record
AUGGAUAACACUCCGCCCGCAAUCCGAAUCCCCCCCGCAGAAGUGGAGGAUGCCUCAGCCCUCGCCCUGGUUGGAUCGGAUGCCUAUUCCCGUGACCCCGUGACGUUAUGCUUGAUGGGAGAGCAAACGCCCGAAGGAAUUGAGCACCGAACCAAAGAGCUUGCGGAGGGUAUAGCGAAGAAAGACCCAAAGACGCGCUAUAUCAAGGCUGUGCUGGGUGAAGACACGGUUAUCGGCCUGGGCAUAUGGCACUUUUACCUCGACGAGGAAUCGAGUAAAUCGCGGGUUGUCGAUUUGGACCAGAAGGAGUGGGGUCCUGGCGCAAAUGCGGAGGCGUGCAGGAAGUUCUUUGGAAGGAUUUUUAAAAAGAGGGAAAGGAUGUGUGGACAGAGGCAUGUUGUACUUGGUUGUCUCGCGACCAAGAUUGCCCAACAAGGUCUUGGUGCUGGCUCUGCAAUGUUACAAUAUGGCGUUGACAUUGCGGAUGAAGAGAAUAUCCCUGUGUGGCUGGAGGCAAGUCUGGAGGGCCAUAAUUUGUAUAAGAACAAGCUUCUGAACAUACCGAGAAGGACCGGUUCCAUUGCUGUAUAUAUUCAAGCCGAAUAUCACUCAGCUGUAGACUUGAAGUGCAAUGGGCAAGGCCUUGGUCAAAAUCCGUCCUGGACAUUGAACAUUCAGGAAAGGAGUCUCUGGGAGGGUGACGUAGAAUCGAAUCGGCCGUCGCAUUUGAAGUCUAAGUUAACUACACAGAAUGCUCUCAAACUCUUGGAGAUGCGCCGGCGACGCGACCGGCCACCAGCGCUUGCAGCAUCCCCAGUGACGCAGGAUACAGCCAUGCCUGGCAAUAAUAAUAUUCAGAGGGGCGUGCCUAGUCUAGCUGGAAUGUCUGAGUGGUUGCGGAUCUUAGGUCACUCGAUCGACAAUCAGCCAAUAACGGAAGAUAUGUUUGAACGAUAUUUCUUUGAAGUGUGGGAAUGCCUGACAUCUUCCGAGAUAGCGAGGUUGCCACGUUAUCUGCAACUUCUGGCUCUAUUGGCUUUCCACACAUUUGUCAAGGAGAAUGUUGAUGCAGCAAUAUUCGAGACACACCAUGGCGGGGAAUAUGAUGCAACAAAUGUGAUAUCGAAACCUGUUGUAACGGGAAUCACCUCACUUGGCAUGGACCACAUUUCACAGCUGGGACCUACAAUCGAGGAUAUAGCCUGGCAUAAAGCUGGUGUUUUCAAAACCGGCACUCCUGCAUUCUCCAUAUUACAGGAGGAUGGUCUUCGUGCUGUUCUGGAAAAACGUGCCGCAGAGAAAGGGGUCAGCUUGACCUUCGUCUCAGCCAAUGAUGCCCUUCCUGAUGGCAGUAGAGUGCUCAGCAUUCCGGCUCAGCGACUGAACUGCUCUCUUGCCCUUGAGAUAGUGGGAGCUUUUUUGAAGCUCAAGGCACCUGACCACACAAUUGACUUGGGUGACAUAUCUAGUGGUAUUGAGAAUUUCUCAUGGGCUGGGAGAUUCGAGGUGAUAGAAGAUGGACCAUCACGAUGGUUCCUGGAUGGAGCGCACAACAUGAUGAGUCUGGAACAGACGGCGGAAUGGUUCUCAAAUAAUACCAAUGCAACGGGUAGCCCAACCUUUCGUGUUUUAAUCUUCAGCCACUGUUCAGCAGACCGCGACGGUGCGUCUCUUGUAGAGUGUCUGGCACAUUCUAUUUUGAAGCACAAAGCUGCGCCAAAUUGUGUUAUUUUCACAACCUACCAGGAGAGCGAGGGCGAGUCCACAAGAAUAGGCAACACUGGUAUAUUAUCCGAGACAUCUUUUCCUGAACUCAGCGGUUUAUACUCUUCAAUAUGGACGAGUCUUAGCCCCAAAUCUGUAGUUUCAAUUGAGCCUACAAUCGAGCGUGCAAUUAAGCUUGCAAAACAUAUAGGUACCCAACAAGGUGGAAUGGACGUGCUUGUAACCGGGAGCCUAUAUUUGGUUGGAGGGGCUCUUAAUGUUUUACAAAGACAAAUUGGUUCAAGCUAA